Molecule: messenger RNA, 327 nt
Organism: Trichechus manatus latirostris (Florida manatee)
Lineage: Eukaryota; Metazoa; Chordata; Mammalia; Sirenia; Trichechidae
Product: kallikrein-12
Exons: 3
Coding region: 1-327 (108 amino acids)
Biological process (GO): proteolysis
Molecular function (GO): serine-type endopeptidase activity
Source: RefSeq, a predicted model, not a curated record
AUGGGGUCCAGCAUCUUUUUGCUUGUAUGUCUUAUCGGCCUAUUCCCAGACCGGCUCCAGUGCCUCAACCCCUCCAUUGUCUCAGAUGCUGCCUGCCGUGCAGUGUUCCCUGGGAGAAUCACGGACAACAUGGUGUGUGUAGGUGGCUUGCCCGGGGAGGACGCCUGCCAGGGUGACUCUGGAGGCCCGCUGGUAUGCGGAGGAGUCCUUCAGGGUCUGGUGUCCUGGGGGUCCGUGAGGACUUGUGGGCAAAAAGGCAUUCCAGGAGCCUACACCAAGAUUUACAGAUAUGUGGACUGGAUUCAGAACAUCAUAAGGAACAACUGA